This is a messenger RNA of Propithecus coquereli (Coquerel's sifaka), 3324 nucleotides long. RefSeq names its product absent in melanoma 1-like protein. NCBI's taxonomy places the organism in Eukaryota, Metazoa, Chordata, Mammalia, Primates, Indriidae. The coding region runs from base 1 to 3222 and encodes 1073 amino acids. The transcript is spliced from 20 exons. The record is from RefSeq and is a predicted model, not a curated record.
AUGCUGUCCCCAGCCCAGGAGAAAGAGGUAGUGCAAGGCCCCGGUGCUCCUGCUGCCUCAUCCCCCUCAACCAAGGUUGUCCAGGGCCCCGAAGGCAGCCCCAGUAUCCAAAAAGAGAUUGUCCAGGGUAUUGCGGGCAGCCUCACCCCUUCCCUCACCAAGGAAGAGACUGUCCAAGGCCCAGCUGCUCCUGCUCCCCCGAUCUCCAAACAGAAUAAGGUUCCCCAGAGUUCUGAAGGGAGCCCCAUCUCAUCUCCCACCCAAAAAGGGGAUGUCCAGCACUCAGGUGCUUCUGCUGCCCCAUUUUCCACCCAGAAAGUGGUUUUCCAGGACCCUCCCGUUCUCCCUGCCCCAUCCCCCUCUGUGGACAAGGUGUCCCCCAGCCCAGGAGGCACUCCUACUCCAGUGGCCACAGAAGCAGAGGCCAGCAUGGAGCCCCAGCUUGUCCCUGACCCCACUGAGGGCAAGACGUGUCCAGAGCCAUCGAGGGACGAGGAUGAGGUGGCCCUGGAUGCUGACCUAGAGAUUUUCCUGGAUACCCUGCGGAGCAUGGAGCCCCCUGAGAUCCUCCGCACUCACCGGCUGCCACGAGCCCCCCGCUCCUCCUACCUGGCCAUGUACGCCACGCUGCCUGCCAUAGAGGAGGACCAGCCUGGGCCGUGGGUGCUGGGACCCAGCCCCCAGGAGGUGCCUGCACUGGAAGAGAAGGAGGAAGAAGGGGAGGAGGAGGAGGAAGAGCCGGAGAACCCCUACCUGAGUGACGACGAGAAGCUCCAGCGCAGGCAGGAGAAAGCUGGGCCCGGCCCCUCCCGGGACCUGCGCCCCGCCAGACCCACCCAGGCCUCUUGCUCUCCUCUGGAGAUGAUGAAGAAGCACAUGGCAGGUGCCAAGGGCGCCCACCCAGAGCUGGGGCUGGAACUGCAGGCAGGCAGCAGACCCGCUUCCCGUCUCGGAGGCAGCCUUCUCUUUGGCAGUCUGGUGUCUGCCACCAAGGAGAACCCCACCCCAGAACCACUGGGCACAAAGCUAUCUGCUCUGCCACCCCACGGAGCACCAGGGCUCAGGAAGGUGCCAGGACAGUUGCCCCUCCUCUGCAGCGAAAGGCCACCGCCAGAGAGGCCUGCAUGUUCCCAGUCCCCAGAGGGGUGGAACUCAGCCUUAAAGACCCAGGGCAAGCUGAACACCAGGCCUGGAAAGGUGAUCCUCUUCUCAGAGCCUGGCUGCCAAGGUGGCAGCAGGGAGAUCUGGGAAGACGUUGCUGACGCCUCGGGCUGGGCCCACGUAGCCUCCAUAAGGGUGGUGCGAGGCUGCUGGGUGUUGUACGAAGAGCCGGAGUUCCGGGGCCGGAAGAUGGUCCUGCCUGAAGGAGAUGUGGAACUCAGAGCCCCGGGGCUGGCGUGGGGCACCCAAGGCUUUGGCUCCUUAAGGAGGGCUGUCCGGGACUACGGCAUCCCGGAGAUCAGCCUGUUCUCUGAGGAGGGCCUCCAGGGUGAGCAAGUGAAGCUAACAGAGGCCUUGAAGGACCCCCAGGGCCUGGAGAAGCCCCUGAAGGUGGCCUCUGCCACUGUCUCUGCAGGACUGUGGCUGCUGUACCCCAAACCAUUCUUUGAAGACACCCCUUACGUCCUGGAGCCUGGAGAGUACCCCACCUCAGAGGCCUGGGGCACAACGGACCCCAGUGUGGGCUCCCUGGAGCCUGUGAGAUUGGGCUGCCCAAGUGUGGAGAAGCCAGGGGAGCCCAAGGCUGUGGUGUAUGAGACCCCAGGCUUUCAGGGCCGCAGCUGGGAAGUGAGCAGAGACAUCUACAACCUUCAGCAGCCAGAGGACAGCCAGAGCCCCCACCUGAUCUCCGUGGGGUCCCUGCGAGUUCUAGGGGGCUGCUGGGUGGGCUAUGAGAAGGAGGGCUUCCGGGGCCACCAGUAUCUGCUGGAGGAGGGGGAAUACCCUGACUGGUCACACUGGGGAGGCUAUGAUGAGUUGCUGACUUCCCUGCGGGUUAUCCGGACGGACUUCGGGGACCCGGCCGUGGUGCUGUUUGAGGCCAUGGACUUCGAGGGGCACGGUGUGGAGGUGAGCAAGGCGUUGCCGGACGUGGAGCUGGUGCGACACGGACCCCGCACGCAGGCCAUCCACGUACUCAGCGGCGUGUGGGUAGCUUACCAGGAGGUGGGCUUCUCGGGGGAACAGUACGUGCUGGAGAAGGGCGUGUACCGAAACUGCGACGACUGGGGCGCGGGCAACAGCGCCCUCGCCUCGCUGCAGCCGGUCCUGCAGGUCGGGGAGCACGACUUGCACUUUGUUUCGAAGAUUCAGCUUUUCUCCGGCCCCGACUUCCUGGGCGACCACAUCUCUUUCGAGGAUGACCAGGCCUCUCUGCCCGCCUCUUUCCACCCCCAGUCCUGCCGUGUCCACGGCGGCAGCUGGAUCCUGUUUGAUGAGAAGAACUUUGAGGGUGACCAGCACAUUCUCUCUGAGGGCGAGUUCCCCACUCUCACGGCCAUGGGCUGCCUGGCCUCCACAGUCCUGGGCUCUCUCCGGAAGGUACCCCUGUACUUUUCAGAGCCCUCCAUCUUCCUGUAUGGACUCGAGUGCUUCGAGGGGAAGGAGAUUGAGCUCAGCGGGGAGGUGCGGAGCCUGCAAGCAGAGGGCUUCAACAACCACGUGCUGUCCGUGCGGAUCAAGGGGGGCGUCUGGGUGCUGUGUGAGCAUAGCGACUUCCGGGGCCGCCAGUGGCUGGUAGGCAGCUGUGAGAUCACCAACUGGCUGACCUACAGCGGCACGCAGCGGGUGGGCUCCCUCUACCCCAUCAAGCAGCGCCGGGUUUAUUUCCGCCUCUGGAAUGCAGCACUGGGGGGAUUCCUGGCAGUGCCGGACCACGUGGAGGACAUGAAGGCAGGCCGCGUGGUGGUCUCCGAUCCCCGAGCUGGAGGCAGCUGCAUCUGGUACUACGAGGAUGGGCUGCUGAAGAACCAGGUGGCCCCCACCAUGAGCCUGCAGGUGAUCGGACCCCCCAGCCCAGGUUCCAAGGUGGUGCUGUGGGCUGAGAGCCGCCUGCCGCGCCAGACGUGGAGCAUCAAUGAAUCAGGCCACAUCUGCAGCCAGAUGUUCGAAGGCCAGAUCCUGGAUGUGAAGGGUGGCCGGGGCUAUGACCGGGACCAUGUGGUGCUAUGGGAGCUGGCCAAGGAGAGGGUGUCCCAAAUCUGGACCAUCCACGUGCUUUGAACGCCUCUCACCCCCAGCCCCGGCGGCGUUUGCUGGGAUGAAUGUUUUUAUAGAGUUUUUGUUGUAACAUAAGCUAUUUUCUAAUAUGCUUCCAGGUGUCCU